AUGCCGACUGCCAAUGGCAUACGAAGGUCAACUACCAAAGCACACCCGCCCAACGCAGAGCGACUUCACCACAGAAUCAAUGCUUCUGGAAGUGUGCAAGCGAUCGUUGUGGAUGUUGACGUUCUUUUCGCAGGAUUGCAAGGUGGUGAUAUUGUGGCAUGGUCCUUGGAGACCUACGAACAGCAUGCCAGAAUAAAAGCUCACCAUCAAAGUGUUUUGGGGUUAAGUCUAUCUGAUGAUCACAAAUUACUCUUUUCUACAGGUGUCGACUCGAUUGUGAAUGUAUGGGAUUCCAGCUCACUCCAGCGGCUAUAUUCUUUGCACUCUCCUUUUGAAGUCGGAGAUAUAUUCUGUGUUGCGUAUUCAUCGAGCAUACAAACUCUAUUUUGUGGCGCACAAAAUUCUAGCAUCCAAUGGCAUCAACUGUCGACCCCAGCAGUGCACAAUGGGACUGAUAACGGAGAUCCAGGCUCGCGACAACAUAGGUUCUUUGAUUCACUGGGUCCGGGAGGAGCACCUAAUCUUCUGUCCCAUGAUAUUGAUGGGACAGUCCGCGCAGCUGGCGGCCAGAUCCUGACAAUUGCCAGCAACUGUUACCAGACCUACGCCCACAAGAGCUACAUAUACUCUAUGGUUUUGGCGAAAGGACUACUCGAAGAUGAGUCAAAACAGGAAGCUCUCGUCACGGCAGAUGGUGGCGGUACUAUCAAGGUUUGGGCCAUUAACAAUCUCUACAAUGAUGGUCUGAAACUGCUGUUCAAGCUCAAAAGUAAAGGAUUGAGCAUAUAUACUCUAGCAUACAAGCCACCCUUCCUGUACGCUGGACUAUCUAAUGGGAAGGCACACAUCUAUAACCUUGUCUCACAACAGCUUGUGCAGAAAGUGGAUGUCUGUGUCGCUGAUGUUGCUCAGAUACAGAUCUUUGGAGGGGGACUGUAUUGUGGUUCAAACGAUGGCAUAGUCACGAACAUCAACAAUAGAUUCGCAAAAGUAUCGUCUUGGCAGGCACACCAGGGCAAGAUACUUGCGACGGCUAUCUCGCAACUCGACAAAAGGAAGAUGCUAGUGACUGGCGGAAACGACAAUACGAUCGCCUUUUGGGAUAUUUCAGACCACGAUGCACAAGCUCGAUCCCAAACCAGCGGCAACGACGAAUUGUUUUCUAACCUCAGACAGUUUGUAUCCUAUCGAACUGUGGCCAAAAACCCUGCAUGCAUUGGAGAAUGCCACGAAGCUGCAAACUUUUUGCGUAAACUGUUCAAUGCAUUUGGUGCAGAGACUUCCCUAAUCUCGCCCCAAGAGCAUGUGAACCCGCUCCUACUUGCCAGGUUCGAGGCUUCGGUGCACCCGCAACGAAGGAAAACCUUGCUCUUUUACGGCCACUACGAUGUAGUGGACGCAGAAGCAGAUGUGGGUGGCGCGAAGUGGUUUGCUGAUCCGUUCAGCUUACAUCCAUUGAACGGCUACCUAUAUGGUAGAGGUGUUACAGAUAAUAAGGGACCUGUUCUGGCUGCAUUGCAUGCUGUCGCCGAGCUUGUGCAGGACGACUGUCUCGCCUGUAAUGUGGUGUUCUUGAUAGAAGGUGACGAGGAAGCAGGAUCUCGAGGAUUUGAAAAAGUCGUUAGAGAUCACAAAGUAGAUAUCGGAAAGAUCGACUACGUCCUCCUUUCGAACAGCUAUUGGCUUGACGAUCACAUCCCAUGCUUGACUUUCGGCAUGAGAGGUGUGGUGCAUGCCAACAUCGAAAUCACUAGUGGCAAGCCUGACCAGCACAGUGGCAUGGAUGGUAAAGCCCUCCAGCAUGAGCCACUGAAAGACCUGACCGUUUUGCUUGCGUCACUCAUUGGGCAAUCCGGUAUGGACAUACACAUCCCCAGAUUCUACGAUACAAUCGAUCAGCUACAACCUUCAGAAUUGAGAGCCUACAGAGGAAUUGCAACAGCACUGAUGGCGGGUCAUCCUGAAAUCAAGAACGAAGACGCUUUCACGCAGUCGUUGAUGCAGAGAUGGAGAGAGCCAAAUCUCACUGUCCAUUCCAUUACAGUUCCCGAGAGCAAGACAGCAGUCACAAUCUCAUCUCGGGCAAAAGCAGCCUUGUCGAUUCGAAUAGUGCCAAGUCAGAAUGCCGAAGAAAUUGCUUCGAGUCUGAAGAAGGUGCUUGAGCAGCAGUUUGAUCUGCUCGAGAGUCGAAAUACCAUCAAUGUCAGCAUUACAGCCAAAGCCCAUCCCUGGUUGGGUAAAGUCCACAGCGAGAUCUAUGAGGAGCUGCGAGAUGCCAUCAUGGAAGUCUGGAGUCACGACGAAGCUUCUCAGAGACAAUUUGCAACGUCCGACGAUCCUACGUCUCCAAUCACGUCGCCUACUCUGCGCGCUAGAGGUCGAAGAGCAUCUGUGUUGACAUCCGCAGGCACGUUCACGGCAGCCAGCAUACCGCAUGAACCACUCUUUAUCAGGGAGGGUGGCUCGAUACCUGCCAUAAGUUUUCUGGAACGUGAGUUCGGAGCACCUGCCGCGAUGUUUCCCAUGGGACAAGCUAGCGACAAUGCUCACCUUGAUAACGAAAGAAUUCGAGUCGAAAAUCUUUACAAGGGUCGAGACGUGCUCAAGUCGUUGUUCUCGAGGCUAGGGACGAGGACGAACUUCAGCCUACGCAACCGAGCAUCUACCGUAACCAUCUAA
Lithohypha guttulata is the source of this 2679-nucleotide messenger RNA. RefSeq lists its product as uncharacterized. The transcript has 2 exons. The coding region runs from base 1 to 2679 and encodes 892 amino acids. NCBI's taxonomy places the organism in Eukaryota, Fungi, Ascomycota, Eurotiomycetes, Chaetothyriales, Trichomeriaceae. The record is from RefSeq and is a predicted model, not a curated record. Gene Ontology annotation, molecular function: peptidase activity; protein binding. Gene Ontology annotation, biological process: glutathione catabolic process; proteolysis.